This is a messenger RNA of Ostreococcus lucimarinus CCE9901, 1041 nucleotides long. RefSeq lists its product with no specific name. The coding region runs from base 220 to 945 and encodes 241 amino acids. The record is from RefSeq and is a predicted model, not a curated record. Lineage: Eukaryota; Viridiplantae; Chlorophyta; Mamiellophyceae; Mamiellales; Bathycoccaceae. The transcript is spliced from 2 exons.
CGGCGUCGCGCCGCGCCCGACGCCGCGCCGCGCGCGUUGAACGCUCGACGCGCGCGCCCGCGCGCUCGCGCUCGCGCGCGCCGCGCGAUGGCGUCGAGCGCGCCCGCGGCGCGACGGCGUGGCGUCGCGAAACCACCGCUGAUGCCGCGCGCGAACGAACGCGACGACGACGACGCGCCGGCGCGCGCCGCGCGGGACGGGGCGACGGCGACGGGGACGAUGCGACGGACGCCGAGCUUUUCUGACGAGCUCGGACACUAUUUCAAGGGGUUCGGCAGGCACGACGCGUACGCGGGAGGAGAGCAGAUACGACCUUUGAUGCGAGGAUGGGUGCACUUCGCGUGCGUCGUGGCGGCGCUGACUGGACGAGGGCUGGGAUACUUUAAGAACAUGCCGGAACGCGCGUCGCUGUUCGUGCAGUGCACGAUGUUGACGUAUUUGGGGUCGACGUGCUUGCACAUGGUGCCGUGGAAGACCGCGCUCGGGUACGAUGUGGCGUUGGCGAUGGAUUUUAUCGGGAUAUCGUGGGGCUUCACCUCGCACUCUAUUUUGUGGACGGGCGGCGUGCACAGUUUUAGUCAAUUCGGCGCGGUGGCGGUGUUCGCGUGCAUGUGCUUGAUGCAGGUGGCGGCGUUUAAACAAAAAAAUAAACGCGUGUUGAUGUUUAUGCGUCGUCGGCGGCUGACGCUGAUCCUUUUGAAUAUGAUUUUCCUGGGCGUCGUCGAGGCGAGAGCCAUCGAGGAUUUCAAGACGAUGGUGGCGAUUCAGGUCCUCUCCAAGAUUGUCUCUCCGUGGUAUUUCAUGGCGUGCACGCGCUUCGACGCGAAGCACAAGUCAUUCUUUGAGAUUCAAGGCGUGUGGGGGCCGCAUGAAAAUUGGCACGUCAUCAUUCUCGUCGUGCACUUGCUGCAGCUCAAGGCGCUGCUGUCGCAAGACUCGUUUUGACGCGUCGCGACGGAGAUUGACGCGCCCGCGAGCGGACGAGAUGCUCGCGAGGUGACGCGUAAUGGGGAGGCGUCAAUAAUAUUGUACUUGAACGAC